Molecule: messenger RNA, 490 nt
Organism: Neoarius graeffei (lesser salmon catfish)
Lineage: Eukaryota; Metazoa; Chordata; Actinopteri; Siluriformes; Ariidae
Product: histone H4-like
Exons: 2
Coding region: 1-351 (116 amino acids)
Biological process (GO): nucleosome assembly
Cellular component (GO): nucleosome
Molecular function (GO): structural constituent of chromatin; protein heterodimerization activity; DNA binding
Source: RefSeq, a predicted model, not a curated record
AUGUCUGUCUCAAUGAAGAAAAGUAGCAGCAACAUCGCGAUGUCUGGCAGAGGAAAGGGCGGCAAGGGGCUCGGGAAAGGAGGCGCUAAGCGGCACCGGAAGGUUCUUCGCGACAACAUCCAGGGAAUCACCAAGCCGGCUAUUCGUCGUCUGGCUCGCCGUGGCGGUGUGAAGCGCAUUUCCGGCCUGAUCUACGAAGAGACCCGCGGUGUGCUGAAAGUGUUCCUAGAGAACGUGAUCCGCGACGCCGUCACUUACACGGAGCAUGCCAAGAGAAAGACCGUCACCGCUAUGGAUGUGGUGUACGCCCUGAAACGCCAGGGACGCACUCUGUACGGCUUCGGCGGUUAAACGCUCCGACACUGAACCGCACCAACACAACGGCUCUUUUAAGAGCCACCCAAACAUCCACAAAGAGCUCUUUCUCCAUGAGGGAGAGAAAACGACGAGGAGGUAGGGUAGUGCUUCGGGUUGUUUUUUUUUAAUAAAG